This is a messenger RNA of Pistacia vera, 1441 nucleotides long. RefSeq names its product serine carboxypeptidase-like 35. Gene Ontology annotation, molecular function: serine-type carboxypeptidase activity. Gene Ontology annotation, cellular component: vacuole. The record is from RefSeq and is a predicted model, not a curated record. NCBI's taxonomy places the organism in Eukaryota, Viridiplantae, Streptophyta, Magnoliopsida, Sapindales, Anacardiaceae. The transcript is spliced from 7 exons. Gene Ontology annotation, biological process: proteolysis.
AUGGAGAGGCAUUUGCUACUUUGCCUUCUAAUAACCACUUUGGUGGCUUCCACCAUGGCUGCCGAUGAAGAAGCUCAACAAAGGGCCGCCGACAAAGUCACAAACUUGCCGGGACAACCACCGGGGAGAUUUGAGCACUAUUCUGGCUAUAUUCAACUUCAAACUCCAAAUGAAAAGGCAAUGUUCUACUGGUUCUUUGAAGCUCAAACUGAACCUGCUCUUAAGCCUCUUGUAAUUUGGCUAAAUGGGGGACCUGGCUGCUCAUCAGUGGCCUUUGGAGCUGCACAAGAAAUCGGACCAUUUUUGGUACGAAGGCCAAGCUAUUUUAUAAAUCGACUCACAUUCAAUAAUUACUCUUGGAAUCAAGUUGCAAAUCUUCUAUUCCUGGAGUCACCGGUGAGCGUAGGCUUUUCAUACACCAACAACUCUAAUGAUUUACUUGAGAUCGGUGAUCAAGUUGUAGCCAAUGACACUCUUGCAUUUUUACUUGGAUGGUUCAAAAGGUUUCCCGACUUCAAAUCCAAUGAUUUUUAUAUCAUCGGAGAGAGUUAUGGUGGACACUAUGCUCCUCAACUUGCUGAUCUUAUUUUUGAAACAAACAAAGGAGCUACCCAAGACUCGUUUAUCAAUCUCAAAGGAUUCAUGAUGGGAAAUGCUGUGAUUAACGAUCAAACAGAUACCCUUGGGAUUGUGGAUUAUGCAUGGAGUCACGGAAUCAUAUCAGACAAACUCUACCAAAGCUUAAAGGCAGACUGUGAAGAUUUUAAGCUUCCUCAUACAAGUAGUCGAUGCAACGAUCAACUCAAAGCUUUCUUCGAUGCUUUUUCCGGCAUUGAUAUAUUCAACAUAUACUCUCCUGUUUGCGUCCUUAACUUUUCUGCCACCACCAAUUCUUCAAACCUUGAAGUAAUUAAGUGAAUUACACUUUAAGAGAAUCAUAAAUUUGCAGACUAUCAAUUUGAGAUACCAUCAACGUUUGAUCCAUGUGUAAACAAUUAUGUAAGAAAGUAUUUCAACCAAAAAGAGGUUCAAAGGGCACUUCAUGCCAACGUGACCAAUUUGCCCUAUCCUUACACUUUAUGCAGUUCUCAGCUUACCAAAUGGAUUGACUCUCCGACGACUGUGUUGUCGACCAUUUCGAAGCUCUUAGACGCAGGAAUGCGCAUCUGGACCUAUAGUGGUGACGCGGAUGCAAGAGUACCGGUGACAUCUACAAGAUAUAGUGUAAACAAAUUAGGGUUACCAGUUAUGGAAGAAUGGAGACCGUGGUUUUACAAGCGUCAAGUAGCUGGGUGGGUGGAGACUUAUGAUAAAGGACUCAUCUUGACCACCAUACGCGGUGGAGGGCACCAAGCUGUAUUGUCGGCACGAGAUUGGUCACUUUCUCUGUUCACCCAUUUUCUCUCCAACACUAGCUUGCCAUCUUCCAGUUUCUAAUUUG